Molecule: messenger RNA, 5549 nt
Organism: Hemiscyllium ocellatum (epaulette shark)
Lineage: Eukaryota; Metazoa; Chordata; Chondrichthyes; Orectolobiformes; Hemiscylliidae
Product: zinc finger protein 208-like
Exons: 6
Coding region: 549-4046 (1165 amino acids)
Cellular component (GO): nucleus
Source: RefSeq, a predicted model, not a curated record
CGUCACAACGCGGAAGGGGCCUUUGUCAGUGUCAGAGUGAAACUCCCUCCCUCGAGGCAGCUCUUCAUCCUGGGAGGGGGAGGGGGGAAGCAUGUGCUCACUUGCAGCAACUGGAGUGAAUCCAGGGAGGGAGCAGACUCUGCAAACUCAGAGUGUUUGAAGAACUGAAGACGGAAGUUUCAAAAAUCAAUAGGUGAAGGGCUUUCGCCCAAAAUUGUCAACUCUCUUGCUCUUCACAUGCUGCCUGACCUGCUGUGCUAUUCCAGCACUGCAAUAUUUGACUCUGACUCUCGGCACCUGCAAUCCUCACUUUGACGUCAAUGUCUGACAGUCACUCAAUCCAUCAGGACCGCAAUGAUUUUCGGCUAUGAUUCUGUGAGAAGGAGCCAAGCUUUUACAUUCCUGUUUCAGUACAAUUUCAGUAUCAGUGGGACUGGAUGAGAGACCCUACUGUUGCAGCGCACUGAGUGUGGUCCUGAAGCAGUUAAAGAGGAACUCACGGCAGGAAGGGUCUCUACACGCGGUGGUGUGUGACUAAAGUUUUGUCCAUGGAGGAACCUGAGGGAUCCCACCCCGUGGAGAAACCGUGGAAGUGUGACGACUGUGGGAAAGGCUUCCGUGCCCCGUCUGUCCUGGAGACUCAUCGGCGCAUCCACACCGGGGAGAGACCGUUCUCCUGCACCGAGUGCGGGAAGGGCUUUACUCAGGCUUACAACCUAAUGACCCACCAGCGGGUCCACACUGGGGAGAGGCCGUUCUCCUGCACCGUGUGCGGGAAGGGCUUUACCCAGGCCUCCCACCUGCUGAGGCACCGGCGGGUCCACACAGGGGAGAGGCUGUUCCUCUGCCCAGAGUGCGGGAAGGGCUUUACCCAGGCCUCCCACCUGCUAACCCACCAGCGGGUCCACACGGGUGAGAGGCUAUACCUCUGCCCAGAGUGUGGGAAGACCUUCAGCAAUUCCUCCAUCCUUCUGAGGCACCGGCAGGUCCACACAGAGGAGAGGCUGUUCCUCUGCCCUGACUGCGGGAAGGCCUUCAGACAUUCCUCCGUCCUGCUGAGGCACCAGUGGGUCCACACGGGGGAGAGGCCCUUCAGCUGCCCUGAAUGCGGGAAGGCGUUCAGGAAUUCCUCGCACCUGCUGACCCACCGGCGGAUCCACACGGGAGAGAUGCCCUUCAGCUGCCCGGAGUGCGGGAAGGCGUUCAGGAACUCCUCUGCCCUGCUGACCCACCGGCGGAUCCACACAGGGGAGAGGCCAUUCUCCUGCCCCGAGUGUGGGAAGGCCUUCAGUGAUUCCUCUGCCCUGCGGAGGCACCAGCGGGUCCACACUGGGGAGCGGCCUUUCACCUGCUCUCAAUGUGGGAUGGCCUUCACCCGCUCCUCCCACCUGCGGAGGCACCAGCAAGUUCACGUGCCAUCGCAGGGGGAUUGUAGGAGCGAUGGCCAAGUGCCGGUAUCAACUGGAAUAUCCACCUACAGUGAUACGGCCUGGAAACUGGAAAUCACGGCAGGGAAGGGCUGUGCAGUCUUUUCUAUGGCUGAUGUUUCGACCAUGGAGAAACCCAAGAAAUCCCACCCUUUGGAGAAACCUUGGAAGUGUGGUGACUGCGGGAAAGGCUUCCGUGCCCCGUCUGUCCUGGAGAGUCAUCGGCGCAGUCACACCGGGGAGAGGCCAUUCUCCUGCCCUGAGUGUGGGAAGGCCUUCAGCGAAUCCUCCACCCUGGUGGAUCACCGGCGUGUCCACACGGGGGAGAGGCCAUUCUCCUGCCCUGAGUGUGGGAAGGCCUUUAUUCGGGCCUCCCACCUGCUGAAGCACCAGCGGUUCCACACUGGGGAGAGGCCUUUCAGCUGCCCUGAGUGCGGGAAAGGCUUUACCCAGGCCUCCCACCUGGUGGCCCACCGGCGGGUCCACACGGGGGAAAGGCCCUUCCUGUGCCCCGAGUGCGGGAAGGCCUUCAGCAAUUCUUCUGACAUGGUGAAGCACCGGCGGGUCCACACGGGGGAAAAGCCCUUCAACUGCCCUGAGUGUGGGAAGGCCUUUAGUGAUUCCUCCUCCCUGCAGAGGCACCGGCGGGUCCACACGGGGGAGAGGCCCUUCCCGUGCCCUGAGUGCGGGAAGGCUUUCAGCGAUUCCUCUCACCUGCUGACCCACCAGCGGGUCCACACGGGGGAGAGGCCCUUCCCAUGCCCCGAGUGUGGGAAAGCCUUUAGCGAUUCCUCGCACCUGCUGGAGCACCGGCGGAUCCACACGGGCGAGAAGCCUUUCAGCUGCCCCGAGUGUGGGAAGGGCUUUACUCGGGUCGACACCCUGCAGACCCACUGGCGGGUUCACACUGGGGAGAGGCCCUUCAGCUGCCCCGAGUGCGGGAAAGCCUUCAGUGAUUCCUCCGACCUGCGGAAACACCAGCGGGUCCACACGGGGGAGAGGCCAUUCCCCUGCCCCGAGUGCGGGCACAGGUUUGCAUGCUCCAGCAACUUGCGGAAGCACCAGCAGGGGCACCAGCGCUCCCAACAAUCGGAUUCCUCCGGUGACACUGGUGUGGGUCACUCCCAGGACUGUAAAUAUAGGAGCUUGCCGAGGCCCUGGGACAGAAUUCACACCAAGGAAGGAUUCUACACUUGUUCGUGUGCAGCUGAAGCUUCGGCCAUGGAGAAACCUGAGGAAUCCUGCCCCAUGGAGAAACCGUGGAAGUGUGGUGACUGUGGGAAAGGUUUCUGUGCCCCAUCUGUCCUGGAGACUCAUCGGCGCAGUCACACGGGGGAGAGACCAUUCUCCUGCCCCAAGUGCGGGAAGGCCUUCAGCAAUUCAUCCCACCUACUGGCCCACCAGCGGGUCCACACGGGGGAGAGGCCCUUCAGCUGCCCCGAGUGCAGGAAGGCCUUCGGCAAUUCUUCUGCCCUGCUAAGGCAUCAGCAGGUCCACACGGGGGAGAGACCAUUCCCCUGCCCCGAGUGCAGGAAGGCCUUCAGCAAUUCCUCCGCCCUCCUGAUCCACCAGCGGGUCCACACCGGGGAGAGGCCUUUCAGCUGUCCCGAGUGCAGGAAGGGAUUUACCCAAACCUCUGCACUGUUGAGGCACCGGCGUGUCCACACGGGGGAGAGGCCCUUUAGUUGCCCUGAGUGCGGGAAAGGCUUUACCCAGUCCUCCCAUCUGCGGAGGCACCAGCGGGUUCAUGUGCCACUCAACACCCCUUUCGCAGCAGCGAGAGACAGAACACAUUACAUGUGUGAGUGGUCUUGCAACGGAUUAUCGAAGCUAGAGAGAGGCGGGGAUUCCCACGUGAUGGAGAAACCGUGGAAAUGUGGGGACUGUGGGAAGGAAUUCAAAUUCCCAUCCUUGCUUGAGAGUCAUCGCCGCUGUCACACUGGGGAGAGACCAUUCACGUGCUCCGUGUGUGGGAAGGGGUUCACCCAUACAUCCGCCCUGGUGACCCACCAGCAGGUCCAUACCGGGGAGAAGCCGUUCACCUGCUCUGUAUGUGAGAAGGGGUUCACCCAUUCAUCUGCCCUGGUGAUCCACGAGCGGGUCCACACCGGGGAGAGGCCAUUUACCUGCUCUGUUUGUGGGAAGGGGUUUACUCAUUCAUCCACCCUGGUGACCCACCAGCGGAUCCACACCAUGGAGAAGCCGUUCACCUGCUCUGUCUGCGGGAGGGGGUUUGUUCAAUCCUCCAACCUGCAGAGACACCAGCGGGUCCACACUGGGGAGAAGCCAUUCACCUGCUCCAUCUGCGGGAAGGCGUUUGUUCAAUCCUCCAACCUGCAGAGUCACCAGCGGGUCCACACUGGGGAGAGGCCGUUCACCUGCUCCGUGUGUGGGAAAGCAUUCAUUCAGUCCUCCAACCUGCAGAGUCACCAGCGGGUCCACACCGGGGAAAGACCGUUCACCUGCUCAGUGUGUGGGAAGGGAUUCAUUGAUUGUUCUUCCCUGCGGAGACACCAGCCUGUCCACACCAAGGAGAGACCGUUCACCACCUCUGUCUGUGGGAAAGUGUUCAAUCAGUCAUCCCAUCUGUUCAGACAUCAAUCCAGUCACACCGAGUAGAGAACAUUUGGAUUCUUUGUGGGUGUAACUUCUAUUAGUAUUCAAAAGGGCACACAUUCACUGGUGAGUUGAGCAUUUGUUUAAGAUACACUUACUGAUUUGGAACAACACAGUGGAGUCGGAAGCUGUAUAUGUGUCAUGCUUGGCUCUGUGAAGAAAUCUACCCUGUGUAAAGAUUGGCUCCAGUUUCUCCCUUCCCCAUGAGGCUGCCAGGAUGAUAACGUGGUGUGAGAUAUUGUUUUAUAGGUCUCUUUACUAACCCACUCACAAAUACUUUCUAUUUACUCAUUCAUAAGUCUUUUCUAACCUGCUCACAAGAGCUCUAUAUCUAAUAAUACUGCAUUCCUGUUUCAAUCAUUCAUAACCCCUUCCUAUAAUGCGGCUUCAUUCAUUCAUACAUAAAACCACGGUUUUGUAGUAUAUUUUACUAUUACAAGAUAGACUAAAUUAAAACACCUCUUUCAACUCAUUCAUGCUUUUUCACCUCUUUAACCCUUAUCAGCUGUUGCUACAGGCAGUGUUUAGGCUUAUUUCUAAAGCAGAAGCUAACACUGAACAUAGUAACGUAUUCAGAACAAUCCCAUCCCCUGCCAUGUUGUCUCCAUGAAAGAUUAUAAUAUCAAUCAGCCCUUACCAACCGUCUCUCGGGACCUGCAUAGAUACAGAACAUCAGACAGUUGCCCCUUCUCGCAGCCACUGUCCCCUUUAAGAAGCUGACUAUUGAGACUGCGCUUCCGUGAAAUUGCAGGAAUGAAUGAAACUCACGCUGGCAAAUACUAAACAUGUCUCACAACCCAGCUGCGGUAAGCAGUUUAAUAUCCUUUAUUCUUUCAUUCAGUGCAGAUACAAUGUCUCAGUUAUUUGCAGUAUACAGGCCUAGUAUUUUUCCUAACAUUUACUAACUUAAAAGACAAAAGGACUAACACCUCUUAGUUCUGCAAGCAGACCACACAGACAAUCUCAAUCCUAUCGGGAGUAGCAGCCAGUGUUUGUGUACAAUAGAUAAAGCAAUGGGACACCAUAGUGAUGGAGUGUUAAUCUCUGUAAGAACUGUGUGUAAAGAGGCUGCUGUAAGGAUAGUAUUUCGGGAUUCCAUCAUCACCACCACAAACUUGUGCACCUUGCAGUUGCUGAAUAAAGACACUAUUUUUGCCACUCACUGAUUUGGUCGCUGUUUGAACACGAUCCCACAAUGGGACCGGAGAAUACUCGCCCGGUGCUGAAGGUUAGACAAAAGGAAAACUAAAGUUUCUGACGGCGGCUGACAAUCUGAGUGAUGCUUGUGAGAAAUUCCCGGAGCUAUUUGGAAAUUGUCAGGGUCUGGAUGACCUAAUGAUGUUGUGUAGCUCAGAGCCCGGGAACAAGUGGCAGGGUGGAGGGGGGAAUGUGGACACGGGUUAUUUCCCCACCAUAGAGCUGGACAGCACGGAAACUGACCUUCCCAUUCAACUUGGCCAUGCUGACCAGAAUCCAAAUUAGAGUGGUGCUGGAAAAGCACAGCAG